GGCCAUUGAGUGUAUGCAUGGGCAGAGUGGGCUGUAUAUCACUACGUCUCUCUUGUGCCCAAAGUUGCUAAUUAUGCGCAUAGGUCUACUGAGCCUGCAUUCUGUCGGCAACGCACAACUCCGUGGGAGGAGGAAAGGUCUUGGCCACUAGAGAGAGAGAGGGAGAGCGAGAGAGAGUCGUGCGUUAAAUACAAUCUCACCGGGAGCUACAGUCGCGGCAGCAGCAUCUUUGCCCAGAAUCGAGGAAGGAUACACUUGCCUACCUCUUCUUCCUCCUUCUGUUGUCGCUCUUUUCGUGUCCGAGGGAAAGUUGGCCAGAGUUUGCACUCACUCAGCAUUUGCUUUUGAGCGUGGAACCAAUGUCUUCCCCUUGUUCUCAGUACCGACGCUAAGGUUCUCGAGUGGGAAACACACAACAAAGUCGAAAUUUUUUCCAGUGCUCAGACCGGCCGGGUCUUUGCAGAAUGGGGUUCACUCUCUCGCCUCAGUGGCUCCUGCCACUCUUGGUGGCAACUUUAUCUACGGCGCAAGACCCACGGAGCCCCGAACCGGACCAAGAAAUUCCGGAGGGAGCAUCCACCUUGGCGUUUGUUUUUGACGUGACCGGCUCGAUGUAUGACGAUCUGGUUCAAGUCAUCGAUGGAGCAUCGAAGAUUCUGGAGACGUCCCUCAGCAGACCCAAGAGACCACUGUACAACUUCGCUCUAGUCCCCUUUCACGACCCAGAGAUCGGACCGGUUACCAUCACGACGGACCCGAAGAAGUUCCAGGAUGAGCUGAAAGAGCUGUACGUCCAGGGGGGUGGAGACUGCCCGGAGAUGAGUGUUGGGGCCAUCAAGAUCGCCUUGGAGAUCUCCCUGCCGGGGUCCUACAUUUACGUCUUCACAGAUGCCCGAUCCAAAGACUACAAGCUGGCCCACGAGGUCCUGCAACUCAUCCAGCAGAAGCAGUCUCAGGUGGUGUUUGUGCUGACAGGAGACUGUGAUGACAGGUCACACGUUGGCUACAAGGUGUAUGAGGAGAUCGCCUCCACCAGCUCAGGGCAGGUGUUUCACCUGGACAAAAAACAGGUCAACGAGGUUCUGAAGUGGGUGGAGGAAGCGGUGCAGUCCUCUAAGGUUCACCUUCUCUCCACGGACCACAAAGACUCCGAGUCCAACACAUGGCCUCUGCCCUUUGACCCCAGCCUCAAGGAGGUCACGGUGGCCCUCAGUGGCCCCGCGCCCAACAUAGAGAUACGCAACCCUCAGGGUAAGCUCAUAGGACCCAGUGAUGGUCUGACAGAACUCCUGCACAUUCGCAACUCUGCAAAGGUCCUCAAUGUCAAAGAUCCACAACCAGGAAUGUGGACCAUCAAGAUCUCCAGCAAGGGUCGCCACUCUGUGCGCAUGUCAGGCGUCAGUACCAUAGACUUCCGGGCCGGCUUUUCCAGGAAGCCCACACUGGACUUCAAGAUGACCUCCAGUCGGCCUGUGCAAGGUAUUCCCACCUUCAUCCUGCUCAACACCACUGGGCUGGACCCCCCGGCGCGGCCUGACCGGCUGGAGCUGCUCAGCAUCACAGGGGGCGUGCUGAAGACCCUCCCCAUCCGCUACUUCCCCUCGCGGGAGCCCUACGGCAUCUGGAACAUCACAGAGUUCGUGCCGCCCAACGAGGCCUUCUUCCUGCGUGUCACUGGCUAUGACCGCGACGGAUUUGUCUUCCAGAGAGUGUCCAGCGUGUCCUUCUCCAGCAUUGUCCCUGAUGCCCCUAAAGUGCAGAUGCCGGCGCGUACCCCGGGGUAUUACCUGCAGCGUGGGGGCAUCAACUGCCUAGUGGACAGUCUCAUCCCGUACACCGUCCGCUUCACCAGGGAUGGUGCACGACUUGGGGUCGACCAACUCUACAAGGAGGCAGCGACUGCUGUGUAUGAGAUUGAUCAAGUGUCUUUGAAGGACGAGGGCUUCUACGAGUGUAUCGCUAUUAGCAACGCUGGAACAGGUCGUGCACGCACCUUCCUAGAUGUCUCAGAGCCUCCUCCAGCUAUCUCGGUGCCCGCCAACUCCACAGUGUCCCCCGGUGGCCGUGCUCUGCUCUCCUGCCAGGUGGCCAGCACAGUGCCCUUCAACCUCACCUGGCAGAGAGGGGGUGUGGACACCCGCCUGGACCCCCGCACCCGCCUCACACACAACCUCUCUAUGGAGCUCCUCGCCGUCACCCCCGACGACGCUGGAUGGUACACCUGCCUUGCCACUAAUGAGGGUGGAGCAUCAAGUGGCCGAGUCUACCUCAAUGUGCAAGAACCGCCACUGGUUAAUGUGGAACCACAGAACCAGACAUUCCAGGCGGGUCAGGAGGUUUGGAUCCGCUGCUCGGCUCAGGGCUUCCCUACACCCACCGUGGUUUGGACCCACAAUGACAUGUUCAUCAUGGGCUCCAGCAGGCACCGGAUGACCCCUGAUGGGACGUUGGUGAUCAGGCAGACAGUGAAGAAAGACGCUGGGGUGUAUGGAUGCCUCGCCAGCAAUGUGGCUGGCACACAAUCACAGACCUCUGUCAUCACCUACAUAGAAUCCCCUCGGGUGACGGUGCUCCAAAGCGAGCUCCUGAUUGGACUGGGGGAGACGGUGGUCAUGGGAUGCACUGCCACAGGGAUUCCACAGCCUGAGAUGCACUGGUACAAAGGUGAAUCAGAGCUGCAUGCGUCUGCGUCGGUGAGCGUUGACCCCAUACGAGGCACUCUGAGUGUGUCACAGGCCCAGGAUGCUGACGCGGGAGACUACACCUGUGUGGCCGUCAACCCAGCCGGCACGGACCAGGGCCUCAUCACACUGGAUGUGGGAUCUGCCCCUGAGUUCACGCUGCGGCCCACGGACGUGGCUGCGGACAUCGGCUCCAACGUCACAAUGUCCUGCCAUGCCCUCGGGCACCCAACGCCAGUCGUCACCUGGCGCCGUGACGACAACCUGGCCCUCCUCUCCCCUCUGCACGAGCAUAGCUCCGUCACGCAGACACGAGAGGGACACCUGCACAUCAGCGAUCUUUGGGUGGAGGAUGAAGGCUUGUACUGGUGUGAGGCACAAAAUCCCUUUGGAAAGAUCCAGACACAGGCCACAAUCAGUGUCACUGGGCUGGUGCCUCCGGUCAUAGCUCUGAGUCCUGCAGCAGUGAGUGUGGUGGAGGAUCAGCAGGUGACUCUGCCCUGUGUGCUUCUGGCUGGAAACCCACUGCCAGAGAGACGCUGGAUCCACCACAACGGCCUGGUGCUGUCGGACUAUCAUGUGAGUAUCCGUAAAGAUGGCAGUCUGCACAUUGAGCGUGUUCGACUGCAGGACGAGGGAGACUACACCUGCCUGGCAGAGAAUGUAGCUGGCUCCAGCAACCAAACCACCACCCUCAAUGUAUACGUCAUGCCAAGCAUUCAACAUGGCCCUCAAGUCUUCAGUACAAUAGAGGGAACUCCAAUCUCUUUGCCCUGCAAUGCCAAUGGAGUACCCAAGCCUGAUAUCACCUGGUCAAAGCGUGGGGAGCUGUUGGACCUGAGUAGUUCUGCAUUCUCGUUGCGUGAGGACGGUUCCCUGCACAUCACGUCUCCUGGAGGGAACGAGUCGGGGGAGUUCCUCUGUACCGCCACCAACGCAGCCGGAUACGCCUCCAGAAAAGUCCAGCUCACCGUCUACGUGAGACCCAGACUGAAUGGUGGAGAUGGUGCAGGGCAGCAUGUGUCUGGGGGGCCGCUGGAGGUGACUGUGAUUGUGGGCAGUGAUACCACCCUGCCCUGUGAGGUCCAGAGUGUCCCCCCACCAGUCAUCAGCUGGUCCAGAGACAGACAGCUCAUCUCCCCUCACUCGCCACGGCACACACAGCUUCCCUCUGGCUCUCUGAAAAUUCUGGACACGCGUGUGGCAGACAGUGGCCUCUAUGUGUGUGUGGCCUCCAACAUUGCCGGCAACUUUACACAGACUGUCCGACUAAGUGUCCACGUCCCUCCCAGCAUCCAGCCAGGGCCCCGUCUGAUGAAGGUGCAGGUGGGCCACCCCGUGGAGCUGCCCUGUGUGGCCCAGGGCGUGCCGGAACCUUCCAUCAGCUGGCUGAAGGACGGCACAGCCCUGGAGGUGAGCAGGGGCAACUACCGCUCCUCUGUCGACGGUUCACUAACGCUGAGGAAGGUGGGUCUCGAUGACGAGGGGGUCUACACCUGCAGGGCCAGCAACAUCGCUGGACAAGACGAGGCCAACAUCCAGAUCCUGGUCCAAGUGCCCCCAGUGGUGGAGGUGUCAGAGCCUCCCUUCAACAGCCCUCUUCAAGAGCGCGUGGCCAACCAGCGCAUCGCAUUCCCCUGCCCAGCCAAAGGCACUCCUAAGCCGGUGAUUAAGUGGCUACGUAAUGGCGAGGAGCUGACAGGGGGGGAGCCCGGCGUGUCCAUCCUGGAGGACGGCACGCUGCUGAUCCUGGCGUCCGUGUCCCCGCUGGACAACGGCGAGUACGUGUGCAUGGCCGUCAACGAUGCCGGCUCCACCGCAAAGAAGUACCAACUGAAGGUGAACGUGCCACCUGACGUUCGAGACAAUGGGUUGCCAAACAACGUCUCAGUGGUGAUGAGCCAGCCUACCAGCCUGCUUUGCGAUGUCACAGGAAGCCCCACCCCAGUCAUCACGUGGUAUAAGAACGAUGUGCUGGUGGUGCCCAGUGGGAACGUGCAGAUCGUGCAGCAGGGGAAGGUGUUGCGUCUGCAGAAGACAGCGGUUGCUGAUGCUGGACACUACUCAUGUCGGGCAAUCAACAUCGCCGGCAACACAGAGAAGGACUUCCACCUGGAUGUGCUUGUCCCCCCCAGCGUCAUCGGGACAGGUGCACCCCGAGACGUCUCCGCCAUCCUCAACAAGGAGGUCAACCUGGAGUGCAGGGUCAGAGGGGAGCCGUUUCCCACAAUUCAGUGGUACAAAGACAGGAAGCUGGUAUUUGUGGGUGACCCUAAUGUAGAGGUACUAGACAGAGGUCAGGUUCUGAAGAUUAAGAGUGCUCGUUUGGGAGACCAAGCCCACUACCACUGCAGCGUCACCAAUGCAGCCGGAAAGCAGUCCAAAGACUUCAACCUCAGCAUAUAUGUGCCCCCAAGCAUCAAGGGUGGUAACAUGACGUCGGAUGUGACGGCGCUGCUGGACACCAUGGUGACUCUGGAGUGUGAGGCGCGGGGCGUGCCCCUGCCCGCCAUCACCUGGCUGAAGGGCGGCGAGCCGCUUCUGUCCAGCCGGCAGACGCAGUACGUAGACCGCGGACGCCUCCUCAAGAUCCCGCGCGUGCAGGAGGCUGACGCCGGACGCUACACCUGCAGGGUGACCAGCGUCGCCGGCACAGCCGAUAAACACUACCACCUGGAUGUCUAUGUUCCUCCCUCCAUCCUGGGUGGAGGGGACAUCCCGGCGGAGCGCAAGGUGGUGUUGACCGAGGGUCUGACUCUGGAGUGUGAAGCGGACGGCCACCCUGCUCCCGCCCUGAGCUGGCUCAAAGAUGGCGUUCCGGUACGUUCCGGAGAGAAGCUCCAGGUCCUGGACCAGGGUCGCCGGAUCCAGGUCCUCAACGCCAGCCCGUCCGACACCGGACGUUACGUGUGUGUGGCAACCAGCGUUGCCGGGGAAACGGAGAUGAAAUAUGAUGUCAGCGUUCUAGUGCCCCCAGAUAUAGAGGGAGUGGAGGAGAAGACUGAUAUGACUGUUGUCAUCAACAACCUGCUGGAACUGGAAUGUGAUGUUACUGGAACACCUACACCUGUUAUCACUUGGCUGAAGGACGGUCAGCCGGUGAGGCAGGGGGAGAGGGUGCGCAUUGGGAGUGGGGGUCGGCGGCUGGUCAUCUCUCGUGCUCAGGUGUCGGACACGGCACGCUUCCAGUGUAUUGCCACCAACGAGGCGGGAGAGCAGGAGAGAGAGUUCAACGUGGCUGUGCAUGUUCCUCCAUCCAUCCGCUCCACGGGCCAUGUAGAGCGCUCAGUGGUCCUCCAGCGUCCCAUAAGCCUCCAGUGUGUGGCCAGUGGCAUCCCUGCUCCCAGCAUCACCUGGCUCAAAGAUGGCCGCCAUGUGGACACCACACAAGAGUAUCUGAAGCUGGAAUCAGGUGGGAAGACUCUACACAUCACCCAGGCCAGACUAGAGGAUGCUGGGAAAUACACGUGUGUGGCCACCAACGCUGCUGGCGAGGCCCAGCAACACAUCCGACUCAGCGUCCACGAGCCUCCCAGCAUCCUAUUUGACGAAGACUCUGUCAAUCACACCAUCGUGGCCGGCUACCCAACUCAGCUGAAGUGCAAGGUGUCAGGAAGUCCAUUGCCAGCUGUGACCUGGUAUAAGGACGGGCGACCUCUGAGCUCAGCGGCCGGCGUGACCCUGCUGAACCGGGGUCAGGUGCUGGAGCUCAGCCGCGCUCAGGUGUCAGACACCGGGGCGUACCGCUGCGUGGCAAUCAGUGUAGCGGGCAGCACGGAGCUCACACACACACUCCAGGUGUAUGUGCCUCCGUCCAUCUCCAGUGAUGGUGGGCUGGUGUCAGUGGUGGUGAAUGAGGCCGUGCGGCUGGAGUGUGAGGCCUCAGGUGUGCCAACACCCGGCCUCACCUGGCUCAAGGACGGCAGCCCAGUCACCAGCGUCUCCCCGGGCCUACAGGUGUUGUCUGCAGGCAAGUUGUUGGCCUUCAGCAGUGCCUUAGUGAGUGAUGCUGGCCGCUACACCUGUGUGGCUGUCAAUGCUGGGGGAGAGACCCAAAAGGACUAUGAUCUUAGAGUCUACGUGCCGCCUAACAUUAUGGGCGAGGAGGUGAAUGCCACGGUGCUGAUGGGACGGCCGGUGGAGCUGCGUUGCCAGAGCGAUGCCAUCCCCCCACCAACACUGACCUGGCGUAAGGACGGGCGCCCGCUCUACAGAAGGCCAGGCACCACAGUGUCUGAGGACGGCAGUCUGCUGAAGAUAAGCAGUGCUCAGGUGCAGGACGCAGGCAGAUACACCUGUGAGGCCACCAAUGUGGCGGGCAAAACCGAGAAGAACUACAACCUCAACGUGUGGGUGCCCCCCAGUAUCCGUGGCUCUGAGGAGGUGUCUCCUCUAACGGUGGUGGAGGGCAGUCUCAUCUCCCUAGUGUGUGAGUCCAGUGGCAUCCCCCCACCCAGCCUCACCUGGAAGAAAGAUGGCUCUGAGUUGAAAGCAGACGCUCGUGUGCGUGUUCUCUCUGGCGGGAGACAGCUGCAGAUCUCCAGUGCAGAACACACAGACACCGCCUCCUACAACUGCCUGGCAUCCAGUGACGCCGGCAAUGCCAUGAAGGAAUACAGUCUGCAAGUUUAUGUUCGCCCUUCCAUCAGACGCAGCGGGCCAGCGGAGCUGACGGUGACCCGCGGCACCGACGUCACGCUGGAGUGUGAGGCUGAGGGCGUGCCCCGCCCCGCCAUCACCUGGCUGAAGGACGGCCGGCCCGUCACCCACGGCAACGGUGCUCAGGUCCUCAGCGAUGGGCGCCUGCUGCAGAUCCGAGAGGCCCGGGUAUCGGACACGGGGCGGUACACGUGCGUGGCCGUUAAUGUGGCCGGGACCACCGACAGCAAGUAUGACGUCAAUGUGCACGUUCCCCCCAGCAUCACGGGUCAGACUGUGGCGCCUCAGAAUGUGAGUGUGGUGGUGCGGAACCCUGUGACUCUGACGUGUGAGGCGUCAGGCAUCCCCCUGCCCUCCAUCACCUGGCUCAAAGACAGCAAGCCCGUCAGCGCCUCCAGCUCUGUACGCAUCAUCUCAGGGGGUCGGAGCUUGCGUCUGAUGCAUGCAGCAGUGGAGGAUGCUGGGAGAUACACCUGCAUUGUGUCCAACCCUGCUGGGGAGGAGCGCAUGAACUUUGACCUGGACAUACUUGUUCCUCCCAGUAUAGUGAAAGGGGGGACAGUGGAGGAUGUGAAGGUCAAGGACAGACAGAAUGUGACGCUGGCCUGUGAAGUUACAGGUAACCCACUGCCUGAGAUCACAUGGCUCAAGGAUGGGCUGCCAUUGGUCAGUGACCGGCGUCACCAGGUGAUGUCACACGGCCGCUUUCUCCAAAUCAUAGCCGCCCAGGUGUCUGACACGGGCAGGUACAGUUGCCAGGCGACCAACAGUGCUGGGGACCGCAGCCGACACUUCAAUCUCAAUGUGCUGGUGUCUCCCACCAUCGUGGGCUCUGGUCCUGAGGGCUCUGCUGAGGAGGUGACGGUGACUCUGAGCAGCCCCACGUCGCUGGUGUGUGAGGCGCAGUCCUACCCCCCCGCCAUCAUCACCUGGCUCAAAGAUGGCGCUCCUUUCCAGUCAGGACGCAACGUACGAGUGCUUCCAGGUGGGCGAACGCUGCAGAUCCUGAGGGCACAGGAAGAGGAUGCCGGCAGGUACACGUGCGUGGCCACCAACGAAGCUGGAGAGACGCUCAAGAACUACGAGGUCAAAGUUUAUCUGCCUCCUGUGAUCAGUAAGAAUGACGUGCCUGGAGAGGGUCUGGCCCCAAAGGAGGUGAAGAUCAAAGUCAACAACACACUCACUUUGGAGUGUGAGGCGCAGGCCAUCCCCACCCCCUCUCUGCUCUGGUACAAGGACGGGCAGCUGCUGAGAGGUGAUGACCACAUCAGUAUCUCUAGUAAUGGCCGUGUAGUGCGGAUCCAACAGGCCCAGGUCUCGGACACGGGCCGCUACACCUGCGUGGCCACCAACCUGGCCGGCGAGGACGAGAAGGACUUUGAUGUAAAUAUACAAGUGCCCCCUACUUUCAGGCGUGACGGUGGAGGAUACGGGGGUCCAGGUGUGGAUGUGAAGGAUGUGAUCUUGAAUAACCCCGUCUCUCUGUACUGUGAGACCAACGCUGUCCCUCCACCCACACUUACCUGGUACCGCGAUGGACAGCCACUCACCUCCAACGAUAAAGUACUCAUCCUGCCUGGUGGUCGUGUCCUGCAGAUCCCCAGAGCACAAGCAGAGGAUUCUGGGAGAUACACGUGUGUGGCUGUGAACGAGGCUGGUGAAGACUCCAUCCAGUAUGAUCUCAGAGUGCUGUUGCCCCCCACUAUCCGUGGCUCUGAGGCAGACACCCCAGAGGAGAAGACCGUGCUGGUGAAUAAGACCACCCAGCUGGAGUGUGUGGUGGAUGGAAGCCCCACACCCCAGAUCAGCUGGCUCAAGGACAACCAGCCAAUCACAACCGGCGGCUCACUCCGCAUCUUGUCCAAUGGCCGCACACUACAGGUGGUUAACGCCCAGGUGACCGACACAGGGCGCUACGUGUGUGUGGCUGAGAACCUGGCAGGGAGCACAGAGAAAUCAUUUAACCUGAAUGUGCAUGUGCCUCCCUCCAUAGUGGGGCUAAACCCAGAGAAUGUAACGGUGGUGCUCAAUAACUUUGUGUCUCUGAGCUGCGAGGCCACAGGCUUCCCUCCCCCCUCCCUCAGCUGGCUCAAAGACAGGAGGCCAGUACUGGCCAACACCAACGCACUUAUCAUGCCAGGAGGCCGGACGCUGCAGAUCCUGAGGGUGAAGAUGUCUGAUGGAGGAAAGUACAACUGCGUGGCCAUCAACCCCGCAGGAGAGGCUCAGAAGCUCAUACACCUCACUGUAUUCGUCCCCCCCAGUAUCAGGGACAGCAGUGGGGACUCUCCCGUGUCGGUGAGUGUGCGUGUGGGGAACUCCGUCACUCUAGAGUGCGAGUCCAAUGCCGUCCCGCCACCCACCAUCACCUGGUACAAGAACGGACGGCCCGUUGCCGAGACGGCCAACCUGCGCAUCCUCGCCGACGGACAGAGGCUGGAGCUGAAAGGGGCAGAGGUGUCAGACACUGGCCAGUAUGUGUGUAAAGCCUCCAAUGUGGCCGGACAGGUGGACAAGAACUUCCACCUCAACAUCUACGUUCCCCCCAGUAUAGAUGGGCCUGCCGUGGAGCGUGUGGUGGAGACCAUCAGUAACCCCGUCACCUUCUCCUGUGACGCCUCCGGCAUCCCCCCGCCCAACCUCACCUGGCUCAAGAACGGACGACCCAUAGAGAACUCAGACUCUCUGGAGAUGCACAUCGUGUCCGGGGGCGGUAAGCUGCAGAUCGCCCGCUCCCAGCUGUCAGACUCGGGCACCUACACCUGCCUGGCAUCCAACCUUGAGGGCAAAGCCCGCAAGACCUACCACCUCACCAUACAGGUUCCACCCAGCAUUGUGGGCUCUGAUAUGCCGAGUGAAGUUGGUGUGCUGCUGAAUGACAGCGUGCAGCUGGUGUGUCGAGCAAUAGGAACUCCACCUCCCAUAGUCCAGUGGCUAAAGGAAGGAAAAGCCUUGACCCGAGAAGACCUGAAGAACAUCAGGAUGAGCCCAGACAACAGCACUCUGACAGUAACUCGAGCUCAGCCCUCAGAUGGGGGUAAAUACACCUGUGUGGCCUCCAACAAAGCAGGGGAGGAGGACCGCAUCUUCAACCUCAACGUAUAUGUCCCUCCUGUGAUUCAGGAUAACGGCGGCCCUCCGGUGGAUCUGACGGCGGUGCUGGACAGCUCCGUGACUGUGGAGUGUGUGGCGGUGGGCUCCCCUCCCCCGCAGCUCAACUGGCUGAAGAACGGCCUCCCGCUGCCCAUCUCCUCGCACACGCGCCUGCUCUCGGCCGGACAGGUCCUCCGCAUUGCCCGUGCUCAGGUGGCAGAUGGUGGCAGCUACACGUGUGUGGCCUCCAACAGGGCGGGUGUGGACAACAAAUACUUCAACCUGCAGGUGUACGUUCCUCCUACCCUGGAAGGAGCAGGCAGUGUGGAGGAUAUCACCGUGGCAGCAGGUAGCCAGGUGACCCUGGCGUGUGUUGCGGACGGGACGCCCCCACCCACUCUAAAGUGGCAGAGGGAGGGGUUGACGGUGCGGCCGGAUGCCCACCUCAGUGUGCCCAACCAGGGCUCCACGCUCCACAUCCGCAGUGCCAACAUCAGCCACACGGGGGGCUACACCUGCACGGCAGCCAACCAGGCUGGAGAGGCCAGCAGGCACUACAAUCUUAUAGUACUGGCUCCUCCUCAGAUCCGGCGCGCGGGCGUGCCCACUGAGGUGUCGGUGGUGGUGAGCCACGUGCUGGAGCUGCUGUGUGAGGCGGACGGCGUGCCUCCCCCCACCAUCACCUGGAUGAAGGACGGCAGACCCCUGCCUCAGACCGAUGGCGCGCGCCUGCUCAGAGGAGGAGAGGUGCUGAGGGUGGCCUCUGCUCAGGUGGAGGACACAGGGCGGUACACAUGUCUGGCCACCAGUCCCGCUGGAGAUGAUCAUCGGGAGUUUCUGGUGAGAGUCCAUGUGCCACCAAACAUCGCUGGAGAGAGCACCCCACAGAACGUGUCAGUGCUGCAGAACAGACAGGUGACACUGGAGUGCAAGUCAGACGCCGUCCCUCCCCCGACCCUAACCUGGCUUAAGGAUGGGGCCCCUCUGCAGGUGUCUCCACGUCUGCGUAUUCUGUCUGGAGGCCGCUACCUGCAGAUAAACAACGCUAACCUGCCUGAUGCUGCCCAGUAUACCUGUGUGGCCAGCAACGUGGCUGGGGAGACCAGACGCCAGUUCAACCUCGCUGUCAACGUGGCUCCCACCAUAAAGUCUGGCCCUGAGUCGGUGUCAGUGCAUGUGACCCAGCCUGUGCUGCUUGAGUGUGUGGUGAGUGGAGUUCCAACCCCGCGUAUCACCUGGAGAAAGCAUGGAGCCAUCUUAGCCAACAGCAAUCCAAGGUACACAUUUGGAGGGGACGGCUCGUUGCGCAUCAGCUCUGCUCAGGUGACAGAUACAGGCCGCUACCUGUGCAUGGCAACUAACCAGGCAGGCACCCAGCGCAGGAGAGUGGACCUACAGGUGUAUGUUCCCCCAACCAUUGCUUGGACCUCACGGAAUAACAUCACAGUGACAGUGAAUGUUCAGACCACUCUCUCAUGUGAAGCCACUGGCAUCCCCAAACCCACAGUCUCCUGGGCCCGCAACGGCCGACCCCUCCACACCGACCACAACCAGAACAUGUACAGGUUAUUGUCGUCAGGGUCUCUCGUCGUCAUAGCGCCCACGGUAGAGGACACGGGCGUGUACGAGUGUGUGGUGACCAAUGAGGCUGGACAGGACAACAGAACCAUCACACUCACUGUACAGGUUCCUCCUUCAAUUGCGGAUGAGGCCACAGAACUGGUGGUGAACAGACUGUCUCCGGUGGUGAUCGGGUGCACUGCAUCUGGAGUGCCUGAGCCCCUUGUGCACUGGACCAAAGAUGGCCUGCGCCUCCCCAGUAACGGACAGGGCUACAGCAUCCUCCCCUCUGGUCCUCUCCAGAUCUCCUCUGCUGAACUCAGCCACUCUGGCCGCUACUCCUGCAUCGCCAGGAACGCCGCUGGCUCCGCCCAUCGCCACGUCCACCUCAGUGUGCAGGAGCCUCCAGUGAUCCAGACGCACACCCCCUCCCUGGAUGUGAUCCUGAACAACCCCAUCACCCUGCCCUGCAAAGCCCAGGGCACACCACGACCCACCAUCAGCUGGCAGAAAGAGGGCAUCAACAUCCUCACUACAGGAGGGGGCUUCUCAGUUCUGCCCAGUGGUGGGCUGCAGAUCUCUCGUGCUCGGGCAGAGGACACGGGCACAUACAUGUGCGUGGCACAGAACCCAGCGGGCACUGCUCUGGGCAAGACUAAACUCAGAGUACAAGUUCCCCCUGAGAUAAGCUCUGACAGUAAAAGUAAAAGCUACACAGUCGCCAUGGACACAGCGGUGACUCUCGAGUGCCAGGUAGAUGGGCAUCCGGCCCCUACCGUGAGCUGGCAUCGAGAUGGGAAGCCAGUGGAGGAGUCGGUGCGGGUGAGGGUCCUCAGCUCGGGCGCCCUGCACAUCGCCUUUGCCCAGCCAGGAGACACGGGCAAAUACACCUGCAGCGCUGCCAACGUGGCGGGCACUGCCAGCCUCGACAUGAGCCUCACCAUCCAGAUUCCUCCGUCCAUCCGUGAGGAGGAGCGGGAGCAGUGGGUGGUGGAGCACUCCUCGGUGCAGCUGCCGUGCGUGGCGGAGGGGGUGCCCCAGCCCAGCCUGGUGUGGGAGAAGGAUGGCACCACCCUCGGUGACAGCGCUGGGGAGUACACCAUCCUGCCCUCUGGAGAGCUGGCCAUCGACUCCGCUCAGCCUGAAGAUUCUGGGAGUUACACCUGCAUCGCCUCAAACUCUGUGGGCCAGGACAGUCAAACGGUCACUCUGUCUGUUCAGACCCACCCUGAGUUCAGUGAGCUGCUGGGAGACGUCUCGCUCAACAAGGGAGAGCGCCUCCUGCUGGCCUGUGGGGCCACUGGCAUCCCCGCACCUAAAAUCACCUGGACCUUCAACAACAACAUCAUCCCAGCUCAAUUUGACCAUGUGAAUGGCCACAGUGAGCUGGUGAUUGAGUGGGUGAGCAAGGAUGACUCUGGCACAUACUCUUGUGUGGCUGAGAACGCUGUGGGCUCCAUCAAAUCUCUGGGCUUUGUGUAUGUAAAAGAGCCUCCAAUCAUAGAUGGAGACAGUCACUCCAACCGCAUCGAGCCCCUGGGCGGGAACGCCAUCCUGAACUGUGAAGUGCGGGGCGACCCCCUGCCCACCAUCCAGUGGAGCAAGAAGGGAGUUAACAUCCCCAUUAGCAACCGCAUCCGCCAGCUGCACAACGGCUCGCUUGCCAUCUACGGCACCGUGGGUGAGGAUGCUGGCAGUUACAUGUGUGUGGCCACCAACGACGCAGGGGUGGUGGAGAGGAGUGUUACGCUCACCCUGCAGAGUGCUCCCACCAUCACGGUGGAGCCGGUGGAGACGGUGGUGGACGCUGGCAGCACAGUGGUACUGAACUGCCAGGCAUCCGGAGAGCCCACGCCAGUCAUCCAGUGGUCCCGCCUCGGUCGCCCCCUGCUAGCCAAUCCGCGCUUCAUGCAGCUUACCAACGGCUCACUGCAAUUGGCCAGUGCACAGAAGGAGGACACUGCCGAGUAUGAAUGUGUGGCACGCAACCUCAUGGGCUCUGUGUUGGUCAGAGUGGCACUGACCGUACGCGUCCAUGGCGGCUUCUCGGAGUGGAUGGAGUGGGGUCCGUGUAGCGUGUCGUGUGGUGAGGGCGCGCAGCGCAGACUCAGACAGUGUAACAACCCUCUCCCGGCCAACGGGGGGCGCCACUGCGUCGGCAGCGACACACAAACACGCACCUGCCAUGGCAAACCCUGUCCAGUGGAUGGGAGGUGGUCAGAGUGGUCUUCUUGGGAGGAGUGUUCUCGUACCUGCGGUCAUGGCAACAGGACACGAGUGCGCACCUGCAGCGACCCUCCCGCCCAGCAUGGGGGGCGAGCCUGUGAGGGGAAGGCUGUGGAGGCCAUCAUGUGCAGCAUCAGACCCUGCCCUGUGGCUGGUAACUGGGGGGCCUGGCUGCCCUGGGGCGCGUGCAGUGAGACGUGUGGUAAGGGCACUCAGACACGCGUGCGCCUGUGCAACAACCCCCCGCCAGCCUUCAAUGGCCCACCUUGCGCCGGACCCGACACCCAGACACAAGUGUGCAAGGAGAGACCCUGUCCAGUGGAAGGGAAGUGGUCAUCGUGGGUCAGCUGGGGGGCGUGUAGUGUCUCCUGUGGGGGCGGAACCAGGCAGCGCACACGCCUCUGUGCAAGCCCCGCCCCCCUACAUGGAGGGCGGCAGUGUGAGGGGAACGACAUUCACAUCGACUUCUGCAACAGCGAGCCCUGCCCGGUCCAUGGGAACUGGGGCCCAUGGGGCGGCUGGGGUUCGUGCAGUCGCUCAUGUAAUGGCGGUCAGAUGCGCCGGCACCGCAGCUGUGACAACCCUCAACCGGCCAACGGGGGGCGCACCUGCGCAGGCUCAGAUGCACAGACUCAGCGCUGCAGCACGGCCAGCUGCCCUGUGGAUGGUAACUGGGGACCUUGGCAGGCCUGGGGAGAGUGUUCAGCUUCCUGUGGGGGUGGAGAGAGAACACGGACCAGGCACUGCAACAACCCAUCGUCUAGCAACAAGGGUCGUCCCUGUCCAGGAGACUCCACUCAGCUGUCCAGGUGUAACGCACAGGCAUGUCCAGGCGGUCCCCAGAGAGCCCGGGGCAGCAUCAUUGGAAACAUUAAUGAUGUGGAGUUUGGCGUCGCCAUUCUAAACGCCACCAUCUCUGACAACCAGUCAGGACCCAGGAUCAUCCAGGCCACCAUUUCCAAUGUCCCACGUAGCCUUGGUCCUGCCAUGAGGAAGCUUAUCUCACUCCUGAACCCCAUCUACUGGACGACAGCCCAGGAAGUGGGCGAGGCUGUAAACGGCUACACCCUCACGGACGGCAUCUUCAGACGCGAGACACAAGUAGAGUUUGCUACAGGUGAGAUCCUGCGGAUAACUCAUGUUGCCCGGGGGCUGGACUCUGACGGCGUGCUGCUAUUGGACAUUGUGGUGAACGGCCACGUCCUCCAGUUGCCGUCUAAUGCAGACAUCAGCCUCAAGGACUACUCUGAAGACUACAUUCAGACGGGAGCAGGCCAGCUGUAUGCUCAGUCCACGCGCAUGUUCAGCAUCGACGGCGUAAGCGUGCCCUACUCCUGGAACCACACCAUCAGCUACGAGCCGGGCCGCGGGCGGAUGCCCUACCUGGUGGAGACGCUCCACGCCGCCUCCAUCGCGGCUCAUUACCACCCCCUAGAGGAGGUGCUGGAGUACACCAUCCAUGCUAUCAUCGCCAAGGGUGACCGUAGUAACCAGUGUCCCGGUGGAUUCCGUCUGGAUCCCACUGGUCCAUACUGCUCAGAUGAGAAUGAGUGUGAGGAAGGUAACCCCUGUUCUCACACGUGUCACAAUGCCAUCGGCACGUACUACUGUUCCUGCCCACGAGGACUUACCAUAUCAGCUGAUGGAAGGACAUGCCAGGACAUAGACGAGUGUGCACUGGGAGGCCACACCUGUCAUAAUGGGCAGGACUGUGAGAACCUCAUUGGCUCCUACCGCUGUGUGAUGCGCUGUGGGCGGGGCUUCAGGAGGACCACUGAUGGGCUGAGUUGCCAAGAUGUGAAUGAGUGUAAGGAGUCGAACCCGUGUCACCAGCACUGUCUGAACACCAUCGGCAGUUUCCGCUGCGCGUGUGAGCCAGGCUACCAGCUCAGGAACCGACGCUGCAUUGACAUUAAUGAGUGCAGGCAGAGGGUGUGUCGGUCGGACCAGCAGUGUAAGAACACACGCGGCGGGUACACCUGCAUAGACCUGUGCCCAUCGGGCAUGACAAAGGGUGGCAACGGCACGUGUGUAGAUGUAGACGAGUGCCGGGAUGGAACACACCAGUGCAGGUACAACCAGGUGUGUGAGAACACACGCGGCAGCUACCACUGCACCUGCCCACGGGGGUACCGCUCCCAGGGCGUGGGCCGACCCUGUCUGGACAUAAAUGAGUGCGAGGCUGUGCCCGCACCGUGUGCCCACCGCUGUGUCAACAGCCCCGGCAGCUUCAAGUGCGUGUGCCCGCCCGGCCUGCAUCUCCUAGGCGACGGGAAGUCGUGUGCCGGGCUGGAGCGGUUGCCUAGCUACCAGAGCCUCACCUACGGCUACCAAGGGUGGCAGGGCACCCCCCAGCGCCGCUUCCACAGCCUCGCGGCCCAGAGUUUCGACUCCUACCCCCGCCCAGCAACCCCCUCACGCACACGUAGGCAUGCCACACUCCCACGCCUCCACCCGCACCCAAUCCCUCACGUGUGCCCCCCAGGGUUCAGGCCAGAGGCUGGCCGCUGCCUAGACAUCAAUGAGUGUGAACAGCGUGACACGUGUCAGCACGAGUGCGUGAACACACCUGGCAGUCACAAGUGUCUCUGUCCCUCUGGCUACCGCCUCAUGACCAAUGGCAAGACCUGCCAGGACAUAGACGAGUGUCAGGAGCAGAACAUCCAGUGUGGGGCCAACAGGAUGUGCUUCAACAUGAGGGGCAGCUACCAGUGCAUCGACACGCCCUGCCCCCCCAACUACCAGAGAGACACUGCCACUGGUUUCUGCCUGAAGAACUGCCCGCCCAAUGACCUGGAGUGCGCGCUGAGCCCCUACGCGCUGGAGUACAAGCUCCUCUCGCUGCCGUUCGGCAUCGCCGCCAACCAGGACCUGAUCCGCCUGGUGGCCUACACGCAGGAGGGCGUGGUGCACCCUCGCACCACCUUCCAGGCGCUAGAGGAGCAGGACGAGCAGAUGCCGUUUGCCCUGCGCGACGAGGGCCUCAAGGGGGUGCUGUACACCACACGGCCCCUGCGCCAGCCGCACACCUACCGCAUGAAGGUACGGGCGCUCUCCUACGGCGCCGACGGCAACAUUGACUACCACACCACGUUCAUCGUCUACAUUGCCGUGUCCGCCUAUCCCUACUAAAGGAGCACUUUACGAUGAUGGGGGGAGAGAGAAAAGGAUGGAGAAUGGACAGAGUAAUAUCUCUUUCAAAGCAAGAGGUUGAGUGCAUUUUUUUUUGUGAGUGUAUGUAUGUGAUUGUGUGAGUGUGUGUUUGUGUGUGUACAUGUUUGACAAUUUUGGACAUCCGCCACUUGAAGGGAAAAACCUGACUCCAGCAAUCCUAUCCUCUGUUGGAGGGACUGCCAGCCAAGUGCGGUAUAGGGCACGGCUCCACAUCGUUCUCUGGUGGCUUGGAGGUUUUCCAAACCUCUCUCCUAUUGUUGGUCUGUGCGGGGACCUUAAAGUGAAGCGAUGAUGGCAGAACCAAACGGUUAGAUGGCCUACUUAGGCGUGUUUCAAGUUGAGGGAUGGAGAUACAAACAAAAUGCAACCAAAUGGCUACAUCUACCUAUUAACUUAUUAUGUGCUUGAAAAUGGAUGAUGUUCCCCCCAUAUCAGCGCAUCAUCAGCAAGAGGAGACACAGUUGAGAUUGAUCAGAAAUGGUGCUUGUGUAGGUUACAUGAAACCACAAGGGGUUUGGGUUGUCCCUCUCCCCACCCAACCUCAGGUAAGCAUACAAGUCCAGUGUAUAAUAGCCCCACCUCUUUCACUCUUAUGUGUAUCCGCAGAUAUCCCACUACUUCAGUCCAGUCCACUAUUCCUACUGUCUCAUACAGCCACGGACUUCAGUCAGUACAUAAGAUGUAUUCUAUUUUGAAUAUUUGUAUAUAAGCGUUUUUUAUUCUGUAAUAUGAUUCUAUACUGUACUCUAUUCAUGUCUUUUGUAAAAAAUGAAACAAUAAAUGUACAACACAAAUCAA
Molecule: messenger RNA, 18191 nt
Organism: Clupea harengus (Atlantic herring)
Lineage: Eukaryota; Metazoa; Chordata; Actinopteri; Clupeiformes; Clupeidae
Gene: hmcn1
Product: hemicentin 1
Biological process (GO): homophilic cell-cell adhesion; synapse organization
Cellular component (GO): axon; plasma membrane; neuronal cell body
Molecular function (GO): calcium ion binding; axon guidance receptor activity
Source: RefSeq, a predicted model, not a curated record